Messenger RNA from Ceratina calcarata, 7319 nucleotides. RefSeq names its product MAP7 domain-containing protein 2. NCBI's taxonomy places the organism in Eukaryota, Metazoa, Arthropoda, Insecta, Hymenoptera, Apidae. The coding region runs from base 1300 to 5016 and encodes 1238 amino acids. The record is from RefSeq and is a predicted model, not a curated record. Gene Ontology annotation, cellular component: microtubule cytoskeleton. Gene Ontology annotation, biological process: microtubule cytoskeleton organization. The transcript has 18 exons.
UUAUGAAAUAUAUUUUAGAUCGCGACAAAUUUUCCAGCUAUAUUUUGCGACAGUUCUAAAAUCAAGAUGAAAUUGUUUUCGCGCCAUCGGACACACUUUACCUCUUGCAUUUGCAUUCCAGUCUCCGUUUUGUUUGUGUUGUUUGUUUUGUGCAGCGUCCACCGGUCAACAGCAAAUAGCAGAGAAAUCUAUGCUGUAAAAAGCAUCGAACGCGUUCCAACGACGCGCAUAUUUUCACGAUAACGUCAAAUUAAUAGCCCGCAGCUGAAAUGGUAGCACGAACGAGUCGUUGCACUCCCACGGUUUACGGCGAGUAAAGGAUCCCGCUGCGGUUUGUUUUAGAACUCAUGACGGAUCACGCUGUCCAUGAGUCCCAACUAAAUUUUCGAAUGGCUGGCAACCAGCCAGACGUUUUUAUUACGGCCUACGCCAGACAUAACGUUUCCUUCGCUAACUGAACUCGAAGGUAUCGCUAGAACCCCGCGUUGCCAGUCGCUCCUUAAACACGCUCGUCUCGUGCUUUAUGGAAACGACCCGCAGUUCUCGAUGGGUCUCUCUCUCUCCCUCACCCGGGGAUUCCCGUAAACGCAUUUACUUUAAGCUUCACCUCUGCCUAGCCUGGUGUACAAGUCGAGGGAUUUGUGGCUGGCUCGUGUGCCUCUAAAUCAACCCUCGUCUACGUGUAAAGUUUUUAUCGAGCCGCCAUCUUCCUGUACGUUCUUGGGGCGGUGUUUCGCAUUUAGGUAGAUCAGACUUCCUGCGCUCGUUAUAGGUAUCCCUAUCGUAUCGUUUAAUUAUUUCAGCCUGCGCUUCCUCGGAGAUAAUGUUCCCCGGUCUUAUCGCGAGUUGAUCGUGUAACUCGAGCGGCGUAUUAUUCCCGGAAUGUAGGUUGGUCUUCGGCAGGAAUUUUAUAAAAUUCUCCCUAUCUGAUAAGAUUAGAUAUAGAGAUAUUUGUUUCGAAAUCGAUCACGCGUUUCCUACCAUCACACCCGGAAUGACGAUCGACUGUAUUAGAUUGAAUUUGCGAGAGUGUCCAAGUGUUUCCAACGUUUCUCAUUUGUUUUCGUUAUAUCCUCAGCCGUAGAUCGGAUAAUAAUGUAGUUUCGCGCGAUCUUCACGACGGUUGAACCGACGGGUCACGGUUCCCGACGAACGAGAAACGAGAAUGACUAGCAAGAAACAUAGUCGCGUUUGGUGAAGACGUGCUCGACUGACGUGGUCCCGAGCUCCGCGAACGAAGGAACUGGUUAAAGGAGGAGGGUGGUGGUCCGCAAGGGCCACGGCCAUGGGGGAGGCAGCAUGUUCUCCGAGCUGUGCAGGGAGACUCUGCGGAAGGCAGCAGUGUGCUACAGUUCUGGUCGUGCAGGAAGUCCAUCACCAUCGCCACCAACGUCUCCGCCGCCAUCUCCCGCCAAGGAAGCAAAGACUACUGCCAACAUUGACCUGGCAAAUGUCCGUGACGCCUGCCACGAGGCCAGAGAAUCAGGGACCAGCGGCGGCAGGAGAUCGCCGCAGUACCACUCAACGUCGUCAGGAACCUGCACCACGGAGUUCCGUGAUUUCACCGGAAGGAAAUCGCCGAACAGUUCAACCGAAUUCAGGGAGAAGCGUUCAACGGUGGCCGGCGACUUCGGGAAAAGAUUUGGCUACCCCGAGGCGCGGGACGGGAAACGAGGUUCGCUUCCGGCGGACACGAGGGACAGGGACGGAGACAAAAGAUCGGUGUCUCCCGAGAAGGUCGGAGGAGGACGGCAGCGACAGGAGUACGAAGACAACAGGGGAUCAAUCGGAGGAUACGAGUACGGCCGAUCAGAUUCGAGACUCGGUAGACACUCCCCUGGGUCGCCAGGAUCGUCGCCCGAACCAGAGGACAACUCCUCAACUUCUGGCGACGAAGCUGGAGCCGCUUCUGAGGAAACUAACCAAAGGUCCGGUUCUGCACACAAUCGCCACUCUCUCACGAAGGAGCAAACGAUGCACUGGUUCGCCCAAAUCGGAGGUGACGAGGCAUCGACCGAUUCGUCAGAUGUGAAGCGCCGGCAAAGCCUCUACGACGAGGACUCCCUCGACGGUGAUCAUCCUAGCGAGAACGAAGGACGGGAGUCGACGGGAAACGCGAAAGACGUGGACAGGGCGAAGCUCGUCCGUGAGAGACAGAACGAGGAGCGGCAGCGGAAGUUGGAAGAGCUGAGACAGCAGGCACUAGCCGCGCAACGUUUCCGGGAGCAACGGGAAGAAGAACGACGAAGACGCAUCGACGAACUCAGACGAAACCAAGUCGAGGAAAGGAAACGAUUGAUAUGCGAGGCGGAACGAGAGAGAAGAGAGGCGAUCCUCCGGAAGAACCAGGAGAGAGAGGCGCGCAUCGAGGCGAAGAAGAAGAACGAGAGGUCGCACAUCGUGUUCGCGUUCGGAAGUUCAACCCCGCGGAUGUUGGAGCCAGCUGACACCGGCGGUUCCACUUUCUGGGGAACGCGUAGGGCAACCUCCACCACCAACGUGAUGAUGUUCUCGGCCGCCCAGACGUUGACCAGGAGAUCCUCCGAGAGAGAGUUAGAUGGUAGCAAGAAACGAGCCACGUCCGCUGGUGGACUCGACCGGAAACCAGGCGAAGAUAUGAGAAUGUCCUCGUCCAUGUACGAGGUGUUCAAUUGGAAUUCUAGCCCUGAUCCUCCCUUAACCCCCGCCAAACAUAAGAGAGCCAGCCUCUCUCUGCCUCCUACAACUGACAUCUUUGCCAUCGAUGAUAAGUCUGAUAGCGACACUAGGCGUCCGAUGAUUCAACGGGCUGCCAGUGGUGAAGAGAGUGACGGAACACCAGGAACGCCGAGCUCGGUCUAUCUGCGGGUGAACAGGAGACGUACCGACCUGAUGCCGACGAUACCAUCGCCGCGUGACGGGCCACCGUCCUCCGGCCGGAGUUCCAGCGCGAAGGCCUUCGCACGUUCGCCAGGUAGGACUUACUCCAUGUCCAGGCUGGACCAGCUGGCGCAGCCUAGGAAACGUCCGACAGAACUUAGCACGCUGACGGAACAGCAGAGCCAGCCUCUGAGCGCUUCUAGCAUGAGUCGCAGCAUGUCACAUUUAGCUGCGUCCGGAGGCAAGAGCCUAAAACGCUCAGAUAACUCUCGUAGCAUGGGUACGUUGCCGGGCGCGGUCCCGGCGCCGAGACCGACCAGGGCCGAGAGACUGCGUCGCAAAGCCCGCGAGCAUCAGAACCAACAGCAGCAAGGCAUCCGCAGCGGGGAGGUGACACCGAACAGCCCAUCACGACCGCACAGCUCCAUGAGCCAGCAAAGCGCCAGCAGCGUGGGCAGCAGUAACGUCAAUUUACGUCCCCGUACAGCUACCACGCGUCGACCGCGACCUGCUUCUAUUGCCGGUACCGGUGUUUCGGUCACAGAACGACACAAUCUCUUGAGCGACACGAAGUCGUCGAAGGAUUCGAAACCGCCACUGCCAAAGGUCCACAGCACUCCAAAGAAACCGUCUACGCCGAAAGCAUCGGACGUGAAGAAACCGAUGGAGAAGUUGGUGAAAAGCGCGAAGGCUUCGCCGCGGAUAACUCCGAAGGCGACUCCGUUGCAGAGUCCUGGCGCGGAGAACGCGCCCUUGAUUCGCGGCAGCACCAGUGAGAUAAUAAAGAACGAAGCGAAGGAGGAUACAAAAUCGGAUGACAAACAGGAAGAGAAAAAGGAUCAGGGCACCGAGAAAACACAACAGGAGGUAAUCGCCGCGGAUCGCAUUAGUGAAGAACUGAAGAAACCGAUCGAGCAGCCCAAUUCGGUGUCCAAACAAACGAAGGACGAGACCAAUUCGAAUCAGGAAAUCCAGUCGGCUGUGCGGUCCCAAGAAACUCCGAAGACUGCAAAGAAAGAAGCUGAAACCAAGUCCGAGAACAAUACGGAGGAACCGGUCGAUAUGUCAGCGUCGAUGAUAGCGAAAAUCCGGAUCACCACGGAGGAAGAGGCUAAGGCAGCUAUAGCUGAGCGUAGAAGAUUAGCCAGGGAACAAGCUGAACGGGAAGCUGAACUUGAACGCCAGCGACAGGAGGAGGAAGCCCGUUUGGAAGCAGAGAGAUUGCGUGCCGAAGAAGAAGAGCAACGCCGUUUGGAAGAAGAGACGAUACGUUUGGCUAACGAGGCUAAACAAGCCGAAGAAGAGAGAUUGAGACUUGCGAUCGAGGAAGCGAAACGUCGCGAGGAGGAGGACAGAAGAAGAAGAGAAGAGGAAGCUCGCCAGAAACAGGAGAAGGAAGAGGCUGAGCGUAAGGCGAGGGAAGAAGCAGAAAGACAACGGAUUGAAAUGGCGGAACGUCUUAAAAGGGAAGAGGAGGAGAGACUUGCUAGACGUAAACGCGUUGAAGCGAUUAUGCUCAGAACUCGGGGAAAAAAUCAGAGCAACACACCUACGAAGGGUGAAGGCGGCGAUGGCGAUAAAUUGAAAGAAGACAGUCCGAACGAUGAAAAUAAAAUGGCACCAAGCAAAACCGAAGAUGUUAUGACGGCCAGUCUAAUAUCCGAAGCGACUCAACAGUUCAUUAGCGGAGAACAGCGAGCUCAUCAUACGGAAAACAAUACUACUACGGAUAUCGUGCACAACGGCACGCAUAGUAAUGGCAUUAACGAAAGUAAAAUAGUGUUGGAUAAUAAUCAGGGUAAUGUGGAAGAACUGAACGGUCAUCAUACGAAUCACGGAAACGGUAUCAACAGUCAAUCGAUUACACUGGAUAAUGCCACCGUCAAACAAAACAACGUGACCAACAACCUGUUAGACCUAACGGAAUUCGACUCUCUCAGUAAUAGCAGUAGUGGCCCGAUACUCCAGUUGACAUCGAGUUUGGCGAAUGAGGACACCCUAAACUCGAACUUAAACCCAGCAGCUAUACCUUUCACCCCAAUGGCGAACACGUACAUGCCCGCUGCUGCUAACGCCAAUGUAAAUCCGUUCCAGGAUUCUUUCUUGAACAACAAACCGCAACAAGAUAAUAGUCAAGUACCAGAUCUUUUAUCAUAAUGCGUGUAUUAAAACAUUCUGGUGAGAGGAGGAAGAAACGAUUGGAUUGAGAAAUAUACUGAUUGUUGCUUUACACCGUACAAUCCAAUGGGUAUAUUUAACGAUAUUCGAGGGCGAGGUCAUUUUAUGAUAAUGUAAAUAAUAAGCGUUAUAUCGAUGUGUAGAAACGGAGAUCUAAAGUAGAGAAAGAAAUGGGGGCACUACGUCAGAGACAAACUACCCUUGUCCUUAAACGUUGUCACGAGAGAUAAUGUAAAAUAAUAUAUAAUGUUAAUUAAUAAUACUAUGCAAACAGCAAAUAGGCACUCAGUCCGUUAUAGUAUGCUAUUAGAUAAUCUAAUCUUUUUAGAGGUCCUUACAAAGGAAUAAGGCCUGUUUUUGACAUACUGAUUUGGCGACGCGCGUUAUAUAUAUUUUAUUGUAUUCAAUUUCAUUCAAUUUAUUUUAGCAACAGUAAAACGUCUCACAAAAACGUACGAAGAAAAACGAAUUUUAAUCGUGAUAUGGUAUGGAACGUGAUUUUUAAUGAAUUUUGACGAUUUAAAUAUAUUUUAUCAGGUACAAUGGAAUUUUUAUGCGUAAACGAAUGUGUAAAACGGCUUGACAAACAAAUAGCACAAGAUUGUGAAUUGGUCGAAAUAUUUUACGAAACCUACAUAUAAUCUGCCAAAAUGACGUAGGAGAAUAAGCUCCAAUGAUUGUCCUUACAUAAGAAUAUAGUAUAAUAUUACCUAUAGAAUUUGAAUAUAGAAAACGAAUCUAUGUAUAAUCAUAUCUAGUAAGAUUUUCUGCAGAGAUAUGUAUAAAAAAACACACAUUUCUUCCAUAACUACAUUUUUUGGGGCGUGCGCUCACUAGUCAAGCAAUUUUACUAUUUUUUUUUAAUCAUAUUCUUUUCCCUUUUUUUUUAUUAGAAAACUUACCCAAUAUUGGUACUCUAGGUAUCCACUAGAUUUCUCAUUACUAUUACGUUUUCGCGAAUCUAACAUAAAUUUUCUAGCUGUGAUGACGACGAUGACGAGUACGGCGAUUACUUUGUGAAAUAGCCACUGCAUACCUUUACGGUAUAAGAGAUCGAUAAGUAUAUUAGUUUGUUUGUAAAUGAUGUUUUACAAAAUACGAUAUAGAUACCGUUACACGGGAAAGUAAUGAACUUAGCAUAAUUACGAAAAUGGAAAUUCUAGCGAAGAGUCGAAAGUCUUGUCUAACAUUUCGUGAAAAAUCAAACGCAAGAUAAUAAGAUCAUGUUACAUUAUCCAUUAUAGUGGUGGCUAUUCAUUAUAGAGAUAUCAUACUAGUAUACUGAUAGAGUGGAUAAUUUAAAAACAAUUAAUGUUAUCGAACAAACGAUUGUAAUUGGUGUCUAAGAUAUGAGUUAUUUGUUAUUAUUAUUGUGGCAUACUAUUAUAAAAUCAAUAUCAUUAGCAUGCUUUGUGUUUAAACCACUUGCGCAAUCGCAGGUGCAUAAUACUGUUUGACCUAUAUGGUUGUUUAUAAGAAGGGUAAUAAUAAAGCAUAAAUUCAAUAUUCCUGAUUUCCAAGUAGUAGAAAUAAAGAUGAAAAAAAACAAUCAUCGAUAUGCCUGAAGAGAUACCAUCUACCAUCACGAAUUAUGUACUGUUUGUUAUAUCCUUGUCUUUUUUUUUUUUUUAAUCUUUUUAUGUUCGUGCUACAUUUCAUAUUAGAAAUUUCCCUGAUUUUCGCUGCACUCCUGUCACCGAUUUUUUUUUCUCUUACUGUUUAACCGCGCAGCGUUUUUUUUAUAUCGCAUCAUGAUUUUUUAUUCUAUGAAAGAGCUAAUAUUUUACUAAGGAGACAGAAAAAGAAGAGUACGUAUUUUUAUCAAAAAAAUUGUAGCACAUUGCUGUACAGAAUACGAUCUUAGGACAGUCGUUGAUUGCCUAAGCUUCUUAAGCGCGUAGACACGAUAUCGUUGAGGAGAUCUGUAUCAGUUGUACGUAUAGCAAACUCGACUACUCCCCAAGAAUUAUUUUUAAUCGUAUGGUGUUGCUUCCGACAGACAAAGGGAUGCAAUCGCUAUAUAAUAUCGACGUUAUUUAUUCAAACUAUUCUAUUCGGUCUAACUAAAACUACUCUAUAAGGACACGUAAUAAUAACUAUAAUAAUAUUAAUAAUAAUAACUAUAAUAAUAAUAAUAAUAAUAAUAAUAAUAAUCCCAAUACAUACGAACGAAUGUUUCUAAACAUACGAAUACUGAGAGAGAAUGCUAAAUAUCAUCAGUCAUGUCUAAAAAUACUUCGUAUUGUAUAAAUGCUUGUAUGUAAUAAAUACUUAAUAUUGAA